Nothoprocta perdicaria is the source of this 3560-nucleotide messenger RNA. RefSeq names its product PHD finger protein 14 (gene PHF14). Gene Ontology annotation, biological process: regulation of transcription by RNA polymerase II. NCBI's taxonomy places the organism in Eukaryota, Metazoa, Chordata, Aves, Tinamiformes, Tinamidae. The record is from RefSeq and is a predicted model, not a curated record. The transcript is spliced from 17 exons. The coding region runs from base 36 to 2564 and encodes 842 amino acids.
CACUGCCGCCGUCGCCGCCGUCCUGCGCAGCCUCCAUGGAUCGCAGCUCCAAGAGGAGGCAGGUGAAGCCCCUGGCGGCUUCGCUGCUGGAAGCGCUAGAUUAUGAUAGCUCCGAUGACAGUGAUUUUAAGGUUGGAGAUGCCUCGGAUUCUGAAGGAAGUGGUCACGGGAGCGAAGAUGCUUCAAAGGACAGUGGUGAAGGUUCCUGUACUGAAUCAGAAGAAAAUAUCUUGGAGGAGGAACCAGCUGAGGAGAAAGCAGAAGAGCAACAGCUAAAAUGUUCCACUGAAGAAGAGGUGCCAACAGCAAACAAGGAGGUAAUUAAAACUGAAAAGAAGGAUCAGGAAGAAGAAGAAGAAAAGCCAAAAAAGAAGAAGGAGAAAGAGAAAGCGGUUGAACCUGAUGUUGUGGCUGAUGAGCAAACAAGUGAACCCAAAAAAUGGAAUUUGCGCAGGAACCGCCCUUUGCUGGAUUUUGUAUCAAUGGAGGAACUGAACGAUAUGGAUGACUAUGACAGUGAAGAUGAUAAUGACUGGCGACCUACUGCUGAGAAAAGAAAAGGGAAAAAUGCCCUGCGGAAAGAGGGAAGCGAUGGAGAUAAUGAGGAUGAUGAAGAUGAUGGGAGUGGAAGCGAUGAGGAUGACAAUGAUGAAGAAGGCAAUGAAGAAGAUAAUAGCAGCACAGCUAGUGAUGGAGGAUCGAAGAAGAAGAAGAGUAAAGUUCUUAACAGGAAUAAUGCAGAUGAUGAAGAACUGACAAAUGAUAGCCUGGCUCUUUCACAAAGCAAGAGUAAUGAGGACUCAUUGAUCCUUGAGAAGUCUCAGAACUGGAGUUCCCAGAAGAUGGACCAUAUUCUGAUUUGUUGCGUUUGUCUUGGAGAUAAUAGUGAAGAUGCUGAUGAGAUAAUCCAGUGUGACAACUGUGGGAUAACAGUACACGAAGGCUGCUACGGUGUUGAUGGAGAGAGUGAUUCUAUUAUGAGCUCAGCUUCAGAAAAUUCCACUGAACCCUGGUUCUGCGACGCAUGCAAAUGUGGUGUCACACCUAGCUGUGAACUGUGUCCUAACCAGGAUGGCAUCUUCAAGGAGACAGAUGCAGGCAGGUGGGUCCAUAUUGUUUGUGCCCUCUAUGUUCCAGGAGUAGCAUUUGGAGAUAUUGACAAGUUACGGCCAGUAACACUCACAGAAAUGAAUUAUUCAAAGUACGGUGCCAAGGAAUGCAGUUUCUGCGAAGAUCCUCGUUUUGCCCGGACGGGUGUUUGCAUUAGUUGUGAUGCUGGGAUGUGCAGAGCUUACUUCCAUGUGACUUGUGCUCAGAAAGAAGGCUUGCUUUCAGAAGCAGCAGCAGAAGAGGAUAUAGCUGAUCCUUUUUUUGCUUAUUGUAAACAGCAUGCAGACAGGUUAGACAGAAAGUGGAAGCGGAAGAACUACCUGGCAUUGCAGUCAUACUGCAAAAUGUCCUUGCAGGAAAGAGAGAAGCAGCUCUCACCAGAAGCCCAGGCUCGAAUCAAUGCGAGGCUACAGCAGUAUCGUGCCAAGGCAGAGCUGGCUCGGACCACCCGGCCUCAGGCCUGGGUCCCCAGGGAGAAGCUGCCGCGUCCCCUGACCAGCAGCGCCUCAGCCAUUCGAAAGCUCAUGCGCAAGGCAGAGCUAAUGGGCAUUAGCACGGACAUCUUCCCAGUGGACACUUCGGACACCAAUUCCAGUGUUGAUGGAAGAAGAAAACAUAAGCAACCAGCUCUCACUGCUGAUUUUGUGAAUUACUACCUUGAGAGAAAUAUGCGCAUGAUUCAAAUCCAGGAGAAUAUGGCUGAACAGAAGAAUAUCAAGGAUAAAUUAGAAAAUGAGCAGGAAAAGCUCCAUGUGGAAUAUAAUAAGCUGUGUGAAUCCUUGGAAGAACUACAAAAUAUGAAUGGAAAACUACGAAAUGAAGGGCAAGGAAUUUGGGCCCUGAUGGGUAGAAUCAUUGGACAGAAAUUGAACAUACCAGCAAUUUUACGUGCCCCAAAAGAAAGAAAACCGAGUAAAAAGGAAGGAGGAACACAAAAGACAUCUACACUUCCAACUGUACUUUAUAGUUGUGGAAUUUGCAAGAAGAACCAUGAUCAACACCUCCUGCUACUGUGUGAUACUUGCAAACUCCAUUAUCAUCUUGGCUGCCUGGACCCUCCUCUUACAAGAAUGCCAAGGAAGACCAAGAACAGUUAUUGGCAGUGCUCAGAGUGUGACCAGGCAGGUAGCAGUGACAUGGAAGCUGAUAUUGCCAUGGAAACCUUACCAGAUGGGACCAAAAGAUCAAGGAGGCAGAUUAAGGAACCAGUCAAAUUUGUUCCACAGGACCUGCCACCUGAACCGAAGAAGAUUCCAAUCAGGAACACGAGAACUAGAGGACGAAAACGAAGCUUUGUGCCCGAGGAAGAAAAACCUGAGGAACGRAUUCCUAGAGAAAGGAGACAGAGACAGUCUGUUCUUCAAAAGAAGCCCAAGUCUGAGGAUUUAAGGACUGAAUGUGCUACAUGUAAAGGGACUGGAGACAAUGAAAAUCUAGUCAGAUACCCUUCAUGAGACACAACUCUACCACAACUCAUCCUCGGAGGCAAUCCUGGAAACCUCUUUUAUAAAUAUGAUUUUAAUAUAUCUGGAUAAAGCUCUCAAUAGAGUACCCARAGUAAAGGAGAACAGCUAUCCUCUCUCUCUACCAUAAGCUUAUUAUGACAAAAAGUUGAAUUCGCUUGUCAGGCUUGGAUAGAAUGUAAUUGAUUGGUUUGUUAUUUGGACUGACAAGGUAGUUAAUUUGCCUGCCUUUUUUUUUGCACUAAUCAGGAACAUAUCAUGUGUGCUUUGCUGAAAAAUCCCGGAUAAAUGUCUUGUCAGAAUUGUCCUAUUAAGUUAAUGUCUCUUUCCCCUGCGCUUCCUUGGCAAGUGAUGUUAUGCAAUGCCUGGAUUCACUGAAGAGUGGCGGAAGCCUGUGGGACUUAAAUAUUGUGCGUGUGGUGAUACUGAAUGAAAUAAGCAACGGUUCGCCGUCAGCCUGCUGCUCUACUUAUAUGCAGUUUAAUAAGAACAUUUCUAUAUAAAACACCAUGUUGUACAUAGAAGUUAAUGUAAAAAGGAUUGUUUCCUACCAAAAUAUUUGGUGCACUGAUAAUAAGAGACUUCUAAAACACCUGGGACUUUCUAUUCUGAAGUAAUAGAUUUGCCACGGAAGAAUUGAUUUUGUGCUUAGUAGAAUGAAUUAAUCAUUUCUAACUUGGACACUGGAGUGAAUAGAACUUUAUAUUGUUUUCUGGAUCACUAUUAAGAAAAAUCUGAGUAUAUGCAGACAUUGUUUGAUUUGGCUUACUUCUCUGGCACUGUUCAGGACAACCUUAUUGCCUCAUAAUCUAAAUAYGAAAUUGUUACAUAACUUGGGAAAGGAAUGAAGAAGUGAUCAAUACAGCAUCACAGCUGAGAUCUUCGUCUUCGUCCAUGUAUAUCCUGGUAGAUGCAAAGAUAGUGUUUUGAUCUGCAAAUGGUACUGAUCCAGAUGUUAAAAUCUACAGUUACAGUAUAAUGACAUCU